CCAGAAGCAUGGCGAACUUGGAGCAGAUAGAAGACGACUCGAAACACGCAAAAAUGUCCACCGAAGUCUCAAUUUUAACCAAUCCGACAGCAAACGGACCUUAUGCGGCAGGCGGUGGAGACCCAGGCGCGUUUCCAAGUCUGAUCCCGUCGUUCGCUGACGCAUGUAAGCUGGUGUCAACGCCGUACUCGUGUCUAGUCAUGGACACGCACAGGAGACAUAUUGCCCUGUCGCCCAUGUACCUGAAGAAGAAACGGACAGGGAUCCAAGAGGAACUGAACACCGAACUGCUAAGAUACUCAGAAAGUCUGAAAGGUGUGCCUCUGGCCUAUGAUGAGGUCAGUUUACUGAGACAGCAUGGAGACAUCUACGACGAUAACGGAUACAUUCACCUCGACAUACAAGCCAACUUUGUCGUCUUCCAACCCCAGAGAGGACAGAAACUACUGGGUACAGUUAAUAAGCUUGGUGUGAGUCACGUGGGCUGUCUGGUCCAUGGCUGUUUCAACGCCAGUGUUCCGAAGCCAGCCCACGUCACCAUGGAGACCUGGAAGGAGGCAGGACCCAGGAUAGGGGCGGAGCUGGAGUUUGAGGUCUGUCAGCUAGAUGCAGACACAGUCGGAGUACUGCUGAUCAGAGGAAGACUUGGCAGGGCACGGGUUCAGGAGCUGAUGGCAGCUGGAGAGAGUUCUGAUCCUAUUGACCCCACAGAACAGCUGGAGGAACCAGACACAGAACCUGCUCUACAACCCAACCAGGACUCGCCCGAAGCCACCGUCAAACCCAAGAAGAAGAAGAAGAGGAAGGAGAAACACAGAGAGGAGGUGGUUUCAGUACCAGCCCCCGGAGAUGCUGUGAACGGAACAGUGGAGGACAGCAGCACUAACGGACACUCUGAGGAGAAGAAGAAGAAGAGGAAGGAGAAACGACAGAACGAAGAGGAUGAGGAGAGAGAAGUGGGUGGGAGAGGUCCUGUGGAGGUGCAGGGGAGCGACUCCAGCGGUUACCUUAGUGACAAGCCAAACAGGAAGAGGAAACAGGGUGACGAUAUCACGUCCUUUCUCCAUGGAGAUCCUGAAACGCCCAAAACUAAGAAGAAGAAAAAUAAAUGAUGUGACUGUGUCACUGCGACUAAAAUUGAGUGAAACUGAAUAAACAUUAAAAGAUG
Molecule: messenger RNA, 1168 nt
Organism: Salmo salar (Atlantic salmon)
Lineage: Eukaryota; Metazoa; Chordata; Actinopteri; Salmoniformes; Salmonidae
Gene: polr1f
Product: RNA polymerase I subunit F
Biological process (GO): transcription elongation by RNA polymerase I; DNA-templated transcription initiation
Cellular component (GO): RNA polymerase I complex
Source: RefSeq, marked provisional